ACGUGAUUAAAAUUAAUGGUGUUCGCAGUUAUUCGAUUUUGCACUGGAAGUACAUGAAAGUUAAUUAAAGUGUUGUGACCCAGCAUACAGCAUAGAAUUGUUUUAGUGUGUUGUUAAAUUUCAAAUCGAAUAACAUGGCAGAUGGAGUAGGCAUCGAUUUAGGCACUACGCAUUGUUGUCUAUUUGUGUACAAACAUGGUCGCAAUCCGCAAGUGGUUAAGAACAGAGCCGGCGACACCACCACGCCGUCUUGGGUCCGCCUGGAGCGGGAUGGGAUAGAUGUGGGCAAACAAGCCAAGCGACAGAGUCCGGACCACAGCCGCAACACUGUUCGGAAUGCGAAGCGCCUCAUUGGGCGCAGCUUCGAUGAUGCCGCCGUGACCAUGGAGCGUAGCCUGAUGCCCUUUUCAAUUAUUAACGACAACGGAUCCCCUGGGAUUCGGGUGGAACAAUACAAUGAAAGCGGUGAGGUCAUUUGGGCGAAGUUGACCCGUCCGGAAGAGAUCAGCGCCAAGAUGCUGGCGUAUCUGAAGGAGAUGGCUGAAACAUUCCUGGGCAAUGAAGUGACCACGGCGGUGGUGACGAUUCCGGCCAAUUUUAUAGAGACCCAACGCUCCGCCACGCUGACUGCCGCCCGCCUGGCCGGCUUCACCGAGGUCAGUCUGCUGAACGAACCGACAGCCGCCGCAAUUGCUUACGGCGGCGUGGUGGACGAGCAGUGCACCAUUCUGGUGUUCGAUUUCGGCGGUGGCACGCUGGACAUCAGCAUUAUGAAGGUGGAGGGCCGCAAUGAAUAUCGUGUCCUCAGCACCGACGGCGACAUGUACUUGGGCGGGGAGAACUUCGAUGUCGAGAUUGUCCAGCAUUUUCUGGAGGACAUUCGCCGCCGCCACAACAUCGAUUUGGCAAAAGAUAGCAAAUCCCUUGCGAAACUGAAACUGGUUGCCGAAGAGGCCAAGAUCGCGCUGUCCAGUCCGUACACACCCAUAUAUCGGGAUACUGUAUACAAACUGCAUGGAGAGUUCGACUACAACGUGGAGUUGACGAAAGCGACCUUUAACGGGAUGUUCGGCUUUCUGCUCGAGGAGAUCCUGGUCCCCCUGAAGAACGCCCUGGAAGCCGCUAAGCUGUCACCUGAGGAGAUCGAUAAGGUCAUACUGGUGGGCGGGAGCAGUCGGCUGCCGGCGGUCAAGGAGGCGCUGCAGGCGUUUUUCGGCCGAGAAGGAGUUGUAUGCGCGGAUGCCGAUCCGGACGAGGCUAUUGCUCGGGGCGCCGCCAUGCAGUCCUAUCGCAUCAAUAAUCGGCAGGCGGCGAACGUCCAGGAGGUCACAGCCUACCAUUACGGGCUGAAAGUUGUAGAGGAUUUGCAAGUGGGCAGCACGCGUAUCCGCGAAUUGAUUCCCCGCGGGAAAGUGUAUCCUACAAGUGUUACGAAAGCUUUCGUCACAGCUUACGAUAAUCAAGAUGAAGUGGACUUCGAAGUGUACCAGAGUAAACGCGGAUUCAGUCUGGACAAGUUUCGUAUUGGCCAUUUUGUUAUUCCUGAUCUGCCGCUGCGGAAGGCGGGAGAAUGCAUGUUUGAUGUGACGUACAGCAUCGAUGGGAAUAACAUCUUGCACGCAACGGCGGAAGGGAAAGACGAAAUAGCCCACUACAAAAAGAACAUCGAAAUCCGCCUGGAUAAUGUCGUUUAAUGGUUGCGAAUUGACGAGUUAACCAAUAGGUUUUAUCUUAUUUCUUUUGCUGCACGGACAUUGAGCCUGGGCACAUACUGUAACUGCGUAUGUAUAAUGGAAUCAAUUACUUUUUUUCUACGAACGUCCGUUAUUUUAAGUUUUCUCGUGUUUCGGAUAUUUCCUGUUUAGUUGCUUAAGUAUGUCUUAGU
Paramacrobiotus metropolitanus is the source of this 1885-nucleotide messenger RNA. RefSeq lists its product as uncharacterized. The transcript has 2 exons. Gene Ontology annotation, cellular component: cytoplasm. Gene Ontology annotation, molecular function: ATP hydrolysis activity; misfolded protein binding; ATP-dependent protein folding chaperone. The record is from RefSeq and is a predicted model, not a curated record. NCBI's taxonomy places the organism in Eukaryota, Metazoa, Tardigrada, Eutardigrada, Parachela, Macrobiotidae. Gene Ontology annotation, biological process: protein refolding; cellular response to unfolded protein. The coding region runs from base 135 to 1694 and encodes 519 amino acids.